Messenger RNA from Dicrocoelium dendriticum, 1555 nucleotides. The record is from the annotation of a GenBank genome assembly. Lineage: Eukaryota; Metazoa; Platyhelminthes; Trematoda; Plagiorchiida; Dicrocoeliidae.
UUUCACCUGAGACUAAUGAGGCAGUUGCUGUUUUCACAGGUUUUGAUUAGCAUAUGAUAGAUGCGCCAUACUCGUUUUCUGCUUUAUGUAACUGAUCGUACGCCAUUUCGUGGGAUCGAGUCUGUUCGAAAGCGGCAUGUAGAUCGAGUGACAUGUUUUCCAAGGAACGUUGACCUAAAGCUUGCGAUUGAAACCCAUUUACACAUGUGUCUCGGAUGACCUCUGCGAGUUUCUCGCCUGAGUCUCGCUGGAUACGCCGUCGAUGACACCCGUUCUUUGGAAAUGUUCUCUUUCGAUAUUUUCAAACCAAACUCAUGCACCCCAUUGCGCCCACUCUUCUGUAGAAGCCCAUUCAAAUGUUGACUGGUCCACUCUAACACUGUUAUGUAAUCUUCUAUUUUCUUGUGGCCAAGAUACAUCCUCAUUGAGUUCUAACUGCUCUUCAUGUUGUUCCUGUUCAACUCGCGUAUUUCUUUUAUUUCAGCGCCCGAUAAUUACCUCAUCUUCUAUUGAAAUCACAUUUGGCUAUCCUGUCGGCUUGUUCUCUGCGUUCUUGUGCUUUUUAUGGCUUGUCUACCUAUGGGAAACGUAUCUUGACUACAGGCAGUACAUGACAGUUAAGAACACGCAUCAUCCACCUCCCGAACUUUCCGAAUGGAUUGACAACGCGGAGUUUCAAAGAUCGAGGGCUUACACACAGGAUAAAAGUAUUUUUUCCUUCACCCACGAUUUGUACGACGUCAUUGAAACCACACUCAUACUUUAUUUCUCGGUUAUACCGUGGUUGUGGUCCAAGGUAACGCAAGACAGCAUUGCUAUUAAUUCCUUCAUAAAAUGGAGUCUUGGUAUCGAUCUCGGAAUCAACUCUGAUAGCGAAAUCAUUUGCUCUUUGGUCUUCUUGUUCUACGUCACCAUUUAUAAAUUUUUCCAAUCUCUUCCAUGGAGCCUGUAUUUCAACUUCGUCAUCGAAGCCCGUCACGGAUUCAACAAUCAAACACUAUACUUUUUCUUCAAAGACAGAAUAAAAGCUACACUUUUAUCCAUAGCCAUCGGGUUCCCUUUAUCUUCGGCCUUAAUAUGGAUCAUAAAGUUCGGUGGUCGUCACUUUUAUAUAUAUGCUUAUAUUUUCGCCCUCGUCGUCACCCUACUCAUGAUGUUCGUCUAUCCUGAGUUCAUCGCUCCGUUAUUCGACCGAUACGCCCCACUUCCUGAUGGCAGCCUUCGAAACAAAAUUGAAGCCCUGGCUGCAAGGAUUAAUUUCCCCCUGAAGAAGUUACUUGUCGUAGAAGGUUCUAAGCGCUCAGCUCACAGCAAUGCCUAUUUUUAUGGAUUUGGAAAAAACAAGCGCAUUGUGUUGUACGAUACACUUAUGCGUGGAUUCAAAUUCCCAGAAACGGGGACAUCAUCCCCACAAAUUCACAGUGAUGAACAAGAUAAGGUACCCAUUCGCGGUUGCGCCCUAGAUGAGGAAGUCGUUGCAGUCCUGGGACACGAACUGGGUCAUUGGAAAUAUGGCCACACUAUCGUCCACCUGCUCGUUAAUGACCGUCGAUAG